AUGAGUGUUCCUUUGGAUGAGGAAAUCAACGUGAUGGAUGAAGAAACCAACGUGAAAGAACUACAUCAUACACAGGAGGGGACUGAACCAUGGGAAGACAGUUUGAAUGUGGUAGGAGAGAGCAACUUGGGAAGUGUCAUCAUCUCAUCCUAUGAAAUGACAGCCCCGUCUGACAUGGAAACACAACCGUACCCCAACAGCAUACAGAAGCAGAGCAUAAGGAAUCACCCAUAUCUUCUGAAAGUUCCUUCAGAGGAAUAUGACGAGGGUGACAACAUACCUUGCCAAUUUGUCAGGUAUGCUCCUGGAAGGAUUUCUACUUCUCCAACUCUGAGGAGACUAAGGAAAAGUACAAUAUCAAUCUCUCAAAUAUUUGCACUUCAGGAAGGCACUGAAAGCCCAAGGUUGGGCAACCAAUCUGAACCUUAUCUUCCUAUUUGCCAAAAUCUUCCUCCAUGUUCUGACCAUUUCUUUUUCUCGGAACCCUUCAUACACACACAUUCCCUGUCACAGAGAGAAAACUCUACUUCCAUUGGCACCAUACCAAUCCUACCACGUCAUGAAGCAAAUGAUCACAGUGGUGAUCAGUCUUCGCAGAAUGCUAUGUCAAUCAACCCUUCUUUCCCGUCUGAGGAAGUACAGAAUUCUCAGGAAUGUGUUCAGAAAUUAGAUUCGCAUAAUGCAAGUCUAUACAACGCAGAACGCAGACACAGCUCUGUGGUCGUGAGUUUGCCUGGACUUGAGGUGUUCCCAGGAGACCUGCUGAUAUCAGACAGUGCAGUACAAUUUCUUUAUCAUUCAACAUCACUGCAAAGUGAAGAAUCCAAAAAGCCUUGGUGGCCAUUCACUAAAAAAGGAACCAGUAGAGACAGACAUAAACAAGUAUCAGACCUGGAAAACUGUUUAUCUACUGUAACCAUCAGGACCUCGGAGUACAGCAGCUAUGAAUUUCACAGUGUUAAGGAUAAAGUUUGGCAUGAAAUCAUGAUGCUGUAUCAAGUUGAGCCAAAAGCCAAUGAAGAUCAAUUAGACACAAAGAAGAAGGAAGCAAUGUGGGAGCUCUUCACAACUGAAUGCACAUACUUUCUUGAUCAUCUGCUGGUUCUUAGAAUGGUUUUUAUGAAUACAUUAAAGUGCCUACAAAGCAAGGAAUUCCUUCCAGAUGUGAAUUUGAGGCUACUUUUUGCGAACUUGGAGGAAUUAAACCAGGUAAGCCUUGGUUUUGUGACCAGUUUCUUUCAUGUUAUAAAGGAUCACCUUGUCAAGCCUACAUCCUCCUUAGAGUUCAUCUCUGUGCUUACAAAGUAUUUCCAAGGGAACCUGUGUCAGAGUCUCCAGAUAUACUGUCUUAAUUACACUUCUGCAGUCUUUUACUUGGAAAAGCUGAAGAAAAGAAAAGAUUUCGGGAUCUAUUUGAAAUGGUGUGAACAGAACAAACAGUGCAAACGACUGCAUCUGUCUGAACUGCUGGUUGCGCCUUUGCACAGAUUGACUCGCUAUCCCCUCCUCCUGGAGAACAUCUGGAAAAAGGCAGAUCCAGAGGAGAGAGCAAUCAUCUGUUCAAUUAAGGAGAAGGUGGAAAAAUCUAUAAGGGAUUUGGAAGGCAAAGUGAAAUGGCUGGACAAUUUUCAGAAAUUUAAACAGCUUCAGGAAAUUAUAAUUUGGCCUCCACUUUGGGAUCAAGACAAAAGAUUUUUUGUUCCUGAGAGUCUCAAGUUCCUACUAAGGGACAACCCAACUGAUAGCAUCUUGUCACCUACAAAGAGAUAUCUUCUUCAUGAAGGGAGAUUAACUCUUGCAGAACAUACCAGACUCAGUGACAUCUACCUGUUUCUAUUUGACGAUUUGCUUUUGAUUACAAAACAGAACCGACACAAAAAGAAAUCUGGGUGUUCCAACGUGAGCUUAAUACCUGUCUGCCCUUCCUUCACGCCCGAGUUGCAAUCUUUGCUUGAAGAAGGUGGUUCUUGCACGGUGUUGAACCAGCCUAUUCCAUUAGACAGGCUGAUUGUAAAAAACCUUGAUUCAGUCAACACAUCAGUUUUAGGCUUACGAAAUGCUUUUCUAAUACAGCAAGAAAACCGGUAUCAACAGUGCACAGCAGCCUUCUUAAUACAAGCACAGACGGAGGCAGUCAAGAAAACAUGGAUGUCACAGAUGGAGACUGCAAUCUCAAAUUAUGCAAAGAGACACACAACCCCACAAAACUCAUUUUUAAGUUUACCAGCUGAAUCAUCUGAAAUUUAAUUGUGGUCAGUUAUAAAUUGAUGGGCACUGGUAAUAGACAGUUUCCUUGUUUAAAGCAAACCUUUAGAUGUUUGAAAAUAU
Messenger RNA from Euleptes europaea (tarantolino), 2328 nucleotides. It is a transcript of the gene PLEKHG7, whose product is annotated as pleckstrin homology and RhoGEF domain containing G7. Gene Ontology annotation, molecular function: guanyl-nucleotide exchange factor activity. The record is from RefSeq and is a predicted model, not a curated record. The coding region runs from base 1 to 2247 and encodes 748 amino acids. Lineage: Eukaryota; Metazoa; Chordata; Lepidosauria; Squamata; Sphaerodactylidae. The transcript is spliced from 16 exons. Gene Ontology annotation, biological process: Rho protein signal transduction.